AUGCCGCCGGAAGGGGAGGGUGGAACCCUCGCGGUAGAGGAAGACGCAGGCCCAUUCACGCUGCAAAAGGGCCUCCACCAUGGCGGCCCCGCGACCGCCGGAGCUGAAGUUUGUGAGGUAACGCACUGCAUUGACCUCCAAGGGGACGUUUGUGCCGCCGCUUGUGACGAGGGCCACGCCUCUGCACGGCUGCCGCGACACCCGACGGGCAAACUCCAGCAGUUUCGUGCUCCACUGCUGCAGCGACGCCAUCGAGGCGCCCGUCAUGUUUUCCAUGAGGAACUGCGAGAACUUGUCCGUCGUCAUUGUGCCUUGAACACCUCGUGCCCUCCCCCCUUUUUUAAAAAAAAACUAGUAUAUAUCAAUGUUUAG
Trypanosoma conorhini is the source of this 372-nucleotide messenger RNA. RefSeq lists its product as uncharacterized. Lineage: Eukaryota; Euglenozoa; Kinetoplastea; Trypanosomatida; Trypanosomatidae. Bases 1 to 372 code for a protein of 123 amino acids. The transcript has a single exon. The record is from RefSeq and is a predicted model, not a curated record.